This is a messenger RNA of Aaosphaeria arxii CBS 175.79, 1414 nucleotides long. RefSeq names its product subtilisin-like protein. Gene Ontology annotation, biological process: proteolysis. Lineage: Eukaryota; Fungi; Ascomycota; Dothideomycetes; Pleosporales. The transcript is spliced from 4 exons. Bases 1 to 1251 code for a protein of 416 amino acids. Gene Ontology annotation, molecular function: serine-type endopeptidase activity. The record is from RefSeq and is a predicted model, not a curated record.
AUGAUUCACGCUCGUCGCAUUGCACUCUUCCUUGGAGCGUUGCUCCCCGCCGUUCUUGCUGCUCCUACGCCAAAGAGCAACGACAUCAUCCCCGGGAAGUACAUCAUUACUCUCAAGCCAGGAGCCGAUGCCGAUGCCGUAGAGACCCACUUGAACUGGGUCACCGAUGUCCACAAGCGCAGCUUGACCAAGCGUAACACUGCUGGUAUCGAGCAGACUUAUGGCAUCAGCGACUGGAAGGCGUACGCUGGAGAGUUCGAUGAUGCUACCAUCGCUGAGAUCGAGGCCAACCCUGAUGUUGCUCUCGUUGAGCCCGAUACUGUCUCAUGGCUCCCAUUCACUGUCGAUAAGGACACAAAGGAAACCAAGCUCGAGGAUCGUGCCUUGACCACCCAGACCGGAGCUACCUGGGGUCUUGGUGCCAUUUCCCACAGGUCUGGCUCCUCCAGCAGCUACAUCUACGACACCACUGCUGGUGAGGGUACAUAUGCCUACGUUGUUGACAGUGGUGUUCUCACCACCCACAACCAGUUUGGCGGCCGUGCCACUCUUGGUUACAACGCUGUUGGCGGAGCUCACACUGACACUCUCGGUCACGGAACUCAUGUUGCUGGUACCAUUGGUGGAAGCACUUACGGUGUUGCUAAGAAGACCAACUUGAUCUCCGUCAAGGUCUUCGCUGGUCGCGAGGGUACUACCUCCACCAUCCUGGCUGGCUUCAACUGGGCUGUCAACGACAUUGUCUCCAAGAGCCGAACUACCAAAUCAGUGAUCAACCUCAGUCUCGGUGGUCCCGCUUCCACCACAUGGACAAACGCCAUUGCCGCCAGUUACUCUCAGGGUGUUCUCUCUGUUGUUGCCGCCGGAAACGGUGACACCAACGGCAACCCUCUUCCCGUCUCUUCUCAGUCUCCAGCAAACGCGCCCAACGCCCUCACCAUCGCUGCUGCUGAUUCCAGCUUCCGCCCCGCCACCUUCACCAACUAUGGCGCUGGCGUUGAUCUCUUCGGCCCAGGUGUUGGCGUCCUCUCCUCUUACAUUGGUAGCAACACCGCCACUGCCAGCCUCAGCGGCACUUCCAUGGCCACCCCUCACCUUGUCGGCCUUGCGGUCUACCUCCAGGCUCUCGAGAACCCCGGCUCUGCCGCCGCUCUUACCAGCCGUAUCAAGUCUUUGGCCGUUUCUGGUCGCAUCACUGGUACCCUCAGCGGUAGCCCUAACCUCUUUGCCUACAACGGCAACGGUGCUUAGAUGACUUUCCGAGACCUAUAAAUAGUGGAAACGGUGAUCAAUGAUUAUUGGGAAUUCGAAAAGAUAUGUAGCUCAGGGGACAAUUGACAUAGCAAUAUCAAAAUGUUGGAUUAUAUGCUAGUGUUUGCGGUGUAUUCGCGUUUUCAAUCAUUGUUGCCCAAGG